This is a messenger RNA of Hermetia illucens (black soldier fly), 1185 nucleotides long. RefSeq lists its product as uncharacterized. Lineage: Eukaryota; Metazoa; Arthropoda; Insecta; Diptera; Stratiomyidae. The coding region runs from base 312 to 1061 and encodes 249 amino acids. The record is from RefSeq and is a predicted model, not a curated record. The transcript has 5 exons.
UAGAAAGUUGCGUGCUAGUCUCUGUAGUUACUUGCCUUGUUGUGAUCAAAAAACGUUUAGUGAAGUGUGCUCGCGGGUUUAGUGGCCGCGACAAAUGAUCGACCUCGGAUUCGUGACAUCAUCUCACCGAUGGCUCGCAUUCCAAAGCUUACAUUUUAGUGUUUCAUUGAAGCGCGACAUAUCGUUCAUGUAAAUUUCCUACGUAAUUCCGCGUUGUGCAUAUUAUCUUAAUUCUUACUACGCUGAACGUACACUUGACCUUGGUCCAGUGGCGGCGGAUGCUCCCACCCAAUCAGAGAGACUAAAUACACAUGUCAGCAUCCCGUAAUAAAAAAAAUAAGGCCGGCGGUUUCCGAAUACUAUGGAUACCGGGUCGUAAGAAACAUGGCCAUAAAGGCCGCUAUGAUGCAACGAAUAAACAAAUCCAAUACUCGGGCGGCACUUUGGGCCACAAAAACAAUGCGCCCUGGUCACUGGGAGGAAAUAAAGGUCUAGAAAAAUUAAUCGAUUCAGAUAUACCGGGAGGCUCAGAAGGCACGUCACGGGUAAUUAAUGCGUUGCCCACAACGUAUACGAUUGCUGCGACAGCAUCAACUACAGUCAUGAAACUUGAUGAUACUAAUCAGUUCUCGAUACUGGACGAAAGAGAGAAGCAAGAUGAAGCAGAUUUUGUAAGGUCUAACGAUAUAAACUCAGCGAAGUAUAAUAACUGCGACGCUCCUCAAAGUCCAGAUAAUUCCCAAGAGAAAAACGCAGAUAAAAAAGAUAGAAAUGACCGCGAAGAAAAGUUUGAACCACCCGAAAAAAAGGAAAACCAUCAUAAAAAAUCAAAGGACAACAUCAACUCUAUAGAAAGCCUGCAAGAGAAGAAGCUCAAAGAUUCUACAUUCGAUAUUGCGGAUAGUAGUCUAUACGUAAAUAAGUACAAUGGCAAGAAAAAGAAUAAAAAGAAAAAGAAAAAAAGCAAAGAUGGACCGGAUAAUGACGAAGACGAUCCUGAUGAGAAUAUUGUAAAAUGCCUUUAUUUUACAUUAAUGUGUUGUGAAUGCACGAUUUCUUAAGAACUGCCAAAACAAUGCCAAUGCUGUGCAUGGAGGUCUUUUUCCACAACGAGAUCGCAUUUGGUAGGAGAGACAUCAGCAUGAAUUCCAUUAUUUUAAGCAAAUAUAUAGAUCCGAGAAAAGA